This is a messenger RNA of Exophiala mesophila, 1639 nucleotides long. RefSeq lists its product as uncharacterized. The transcript is spliced from 3 exons. Lineage: Eukaryota; Fungi; Ascomycota; Eurotiomycetes; Chaetothyriales; Herpotrichiellaceae. Gene Ontology annotation, biological process: protein deubiquitination; ubiquitin-dependent protein catabolic process. Gene Ontology annotation, cellular component: cytoplasm. Gene Ontology annotation, molecular function: cysteine-type deubiquitinase activity. The record is from RefSeq and is a predicted model, not a curated record. The coding region runs from base 221 to 1222 and encodes 333 amino acids.
CUGUACUCCAUUAUCUCGAUGUUCCAAUGAGCCUUUGAACCCAACACUCAUUGCAACCUGCCCUGCUGUGCCUGUCCAACAAUCCACGAAUCUUGCACUGCCUUCCUAAGCCGAAAAGUCCUCCAAUCGAACCGCUGCCAUCCCAUCGUUUGAACCUGUCCAAGCUCCAUAAGCUCACAGCCCAUUGCCUCGUUUGUUGCCUUCCACAUACAACCCCCAAAUGGCCGAGGAGUCAUCCAGCGGGGGCUGGAGUACUAUUGAGUCCGACGAGGGUGUCUUCACAUCUUUGAUUGAGCAGCUUGGGGUCAAGGGCGUCCAAUUCGAAGAACUGGUGUCUCUCGACGCAGAUUCAAUACGUGCACUGAGUCCAGUCUACGGCGUGAUAUUCCUCUUCAAAUGGAUUGGAUCCUCAACCGGAGACAAAAGCGCACCUGCAGAUGGGUCGUAUGACCCUGCGGCCGUCGAGGACCACGACCUCUUCUUCGCUGCACAGACUAUCCAAAAUGCUUGUGGUACCCAGGCCAUCCUCUCCGUCAUCCUAAAUAACGACCAAUCUUCCGAACAGACGACCGCCAGCGGGGAGGCGCCACCGCCGAGGAUAGACAUUGGGCCUUCGCUACAAGAGUUCAAAGACUUCACAACAGGAUUCGAUGCCGCUCUCCGCGGAGAGUCGUUGUCAAACUCAGAUUUGAUCAGGGAAACACACAACAGCUUCGCCAAGUCAAGUCCCUUUGCAGACGAAACCCAGCGAGACCCCAAUGCGGGGACAGAAGAUGCAUUCCAUUUCAUUGGUUAUACCGUUCACCAUGGCAAACUGUACGAACUUGAUGGAUUACAACCAUAUCCCAUAUCCCAUGGCGACUGUACGCCGGACGAGUUUCCCGAAAAGAUCAUCCCCGUUCUACAGAGACGUAUCGAGAGAUAUCCUCCCGGCGAAGUGAGGUUCAAUUUGAUGGCUGCGUGUCAAGACCUUCGAGUCAAGGCCCAGGACUUCCAGGACUAUGAGAGCUUAGCACGAGAGAAGCGAAAGCGAGCACAAUGGGACUGGGAGAAUGCUCUGAGACGGCAUAACUUUGUCGGAUUCACCGGUGAGAUCUUGAAAGGAGUGGUUGGCAAGAAGCUCAAGGACGGUACUUAUGAUUCUUGGGUCGAAGAGGCGAAGAAGACCACCGAGAAAAGACUGAGCGAACGAGCAGCCAGGGGUCAGGAAGCUGCUGGUUGAGAAGGGCGGGGUUGGUUCACUCGUGACACACCACUCGAGCCUUUCCCUUUCAUGACGGAAAUUGACCAUGGCCAUCAAGUUAAGAUGUGUCCAUGCUGUAACUCAAUAGGAGUCAUUGUGUAUUAUGACAGCUUGCUACAAUAACAUUGCGACGAGGCCGACCAGGCUAUUCACGUCCAAAGUGACAGUCUGAGGAGAGACAAAACAAAGGGACAGUCUGAGGAGAGACAAAACAAACGGACAGUCUGAGGAGAGACAAAACAAACGGACGAUAGUGUCAUAGGGUACUACUGGUGAUAGUCAGGACAACCACCAGGCGGAGUUGUGAACUGUCAAGAUGAGAUGGCAGUAGUAGACUGUACUCCAAAAGCCGACAUUUUAGAUGAUAGUAUUGUCCACUAGCUGCCAAACAUGUAC